This is a messenger RNA of Talaromyces rugulosus, 3660 nucleotides long. RefSeq lists its product as uncharacterized. The record is from RefSeq and is a predicted model, not a curated record. Gene Ontology annotation, cellular component: cytoplasm. Lineage: Eukaryota; Fungi; Ascomycota; Eurotiomycetes; Eurotiales; Trichocomaceae. The coding region runs from base 1 to 3660 and encodes 1219 amino acids. The transcript has a single exon. Gene Ontology annotation, molecular function: ATPase inhibitor activity; protein-folding chaperone binding.
AUGCUGGGACGCUUGCUGAGUACAUUUAGCCCAAACGCAUAUGCAUCGCGAAAUGCUGCUACCCUAGACUCAGUCACUGAAGAGGAGCACACCUCCGGUCUGCUCUUCCCGGACCCCCGCCAGCUCCAUCGGUCGUCCAAUUCGGCCCAUGCCUUCCAAACCAGCUUCAAUUCGCCCAAUGCCUCGAAUACUGGGGGAUACGACGAUCGUGGCGGACUCGAGUUGGAUGUGAUCAAAGACUUUAGGAUUAUAAUUGCCCAGAAUGCCAUCGGCGAUCGAGAUGAGCCGUGCAUACUGCUCGACUCAAAGGGAACUCCGGACCCCUCCUCCUUCUCGCAGGGCUUGGGUCUGGAUCCACAAGUGUUUGAUCCGCCAUCAGGGAGGCAUUCGCGGACCUCGAGUCUGUCUCAGGCUCCUUCUCGCAGAGGCUCUUUGCAGACUGGCCAGUCUUCGUUCGCCGAUGCCGGUGGUUUGAUCUCGCAAGCCGCAAGCGCUCGGAAAAUACCGCCUCCAAUUUCUUCGGGGGCCUUCAGUCGUGCUCGAUGCAGAAACUCUAUCAGUUCGGUGACUUCAAAUAGCGAGAGUUUUCUCGAACCCUAUCACAACCGCACUACUCCCGAGAAUGGUGACACAGGCCUGCUCAACUGUAUAUUUGGGAGCAGCGCUUUCAGCUACAAGGGUUCAUCCACUAAGAUGCAUAUACUAUCAACCGACUCUGAUGUAAAGGGCACAUCACCUGCCUCCCGUGAGGUUGAUGCACUUGGUGGGCGACAAACACCGCGUACCCCCCUAGCGAGGACAUACUCGUCUGGCACCCAGUCCCCGGGAGGUUAUUUUCUUGACCGACCCCAACAAUCAUCUUCCAAGGUUACAAUUCUCGUUACUCGGAUGUUUAGUGUGAACCUACCAGAAUCGCGCGACUCGUCUGGAGACUCACCAGAGUUGUUCGGCUCCGUACCCCCUGAUUCUAUGCAGGACGGUGCUUUCCCUUUCCCCGACUUCGCCAAACGCCGCAAAAUUAAGGAAAAGAAAACACCGAUGUAUGCGGUAGCUAUUACCAUCCAAGUUCCGCUCGCGACGCGUAACAAUACACGGCCAAUGUCGCGGCCAAGCACCCAUGGUCCGGACGGUCCGAAGCAAAUGUCAUUUUCUUUGGACUCAGACCCGCAUUGGAGUAGCGCUUUCAUUGACGAGAACCAUUCUCAGUCUUCGGGCCUAGAUGACAGGAUUGAUCUUCUUGUCGAUCAUUGGGACGUGAUUACCCGCACAUUGACCUUCCUGGAAAACCUGGCCCGACGUGAGAUUCUGAUCUUACUUAAGAAGGUUGAUGCACAGGUAUCUCAGGCGCCAAAGCCAAACGUCCCGAAAGCCAUGAAGAUGCCCAAUAUGCAAAGGACGAAUCAGACCAUCAUUCAACUUCGCCCAAAUGUACUUGCAUACAAUAGCAAACUCAAAGAAGAACUGCUUCUUAAUGCCCAGAGAAUAUCGGCCGCUUUACGCAUACCUCGAGUUGUUCUUGGUCAAAGUCGAUGGGGCGUAUGGCGCGAGGAAGCACGCUGGAUUGCACGCCUCAUGGCAGAUAAAGAGCAUGGAUUGUUCUUUCUAGUGCUCAUCACGGCUUUCCUAGGAAACCAUACAGAGUGGCUCGAUAGCUUGGGACCCGACUGGUACCGCAGGCGCCAUCAGCUACAGCAGAAACUACAGCAAGAUCUCGGACCUACAAUUUCCAGCCGCACUGUGAUUGUGUCAGACAACAAGAUGGUAGCAAGACGAUUGAUCUUCAUCCUCUCCGCCUUUCUCCCAGCCAAACAUCGCUUCGACUACGUCAGCUCGCCUAUGCGUCCAGGGACAUCGACAUCAAACCGGCCACUUUCUCAGAGCCCACCAACAUUCCCUCUUCUCAGACAAGAGUCACUUCGCCGUAGAAUCAACCGAAGGGCAAGGGCACAGAGGCUCACUACUGAAGAGCCCGAAGUUCCUCGGAGAUCUGGCAGCGUAUCGUCGAGCGAAACUGCGCAUAAAAACACCGAUGACGCAGAGCAGACUUACCAAGCCGACUCGCCGUUGUUUCCAAGCCACAGAAGAGAUUCCGAUGUCAGAUCAAUCACAACGGCCAGUCUGCCAAUACACGCAACUGACGCUCGCACAAGAGCCACGACAUCAACCACGACUAACAAUUCAGCCAUGCCUGUGCCGCAUUUCACAUCUCGCCGACGUCAUAUACAAGAUGAUUCGGACCGAGCAGGAAUGGACAGCAAUGAUAGCUAUGCAUCUGCGAAGCUCUUACAGAACUUGCGUCGAAGCGAAACAAAUAUGAGCUCAGAUGGAAAUGUCCCCGCUGGUGGUACGAAAUGGGUGGGCAAUAUAUUGUCUGGAUUUUGGGCUGGGCGACCUGAGUCUUCCAGAGGAAGUGAUGGUGCCGCUUCUGUCCGCCGAGCCUCAUUAGCACAAACUUCAGCAAGUCAGUUUCUACCCGAAGAUGACAAAACCGAAAAGAGCAUUGCCAACAGCUCGCAACUUGAAACAUCGCCAAAGGUCCCCAAGCCUCCUUCUACCUCGGAUACCAUUUCCAUUGCCCAGUCUUCUACAACCCCAAAGAAUACAUUCGACCAAGACGAGCCCGAAUUAGCCCCUACCGAUAAUGUCAAGGAUUCUCCGUUGAAGCUAUCAGUGCGAGGCGACGAUGGUGUAGUUGAUGUCGAUCUUCCCUUGCGUGGUUUCCUAUCCUUGUCAUCGUCGAACGAGUCCACGUUGGCAUCGCCCAAAAAGGCAAGGACUUCGGUCACAAGCAUGGAUGUUGGUGGCUCGAUGCAAAGUAGUUUCUCCAAUACCAACUGUGGCCUGAAGGACAAUGAGAGCCCAACGUUGAAUGUCGGCGGUUGGUUGAAAAACUUCCACGAAGACUUUUUACUUCAAGCAGUCAGGCCAUACCACGGCAUCGAUGCCGACAUCAAGCGCGCGAUGCAAGCUGAAUCUAGCCCACAUACUUUCUUUGACCCUGACAACGCUAGCAUCACGGAUCGAUGGGUGGAGAUUGCCAGUACGUUGGUUGCCGAUACGCGAAGCUGCACCGUAAAGAGGAUUCGUCUUUUACGCAAGAUUACCGCAAAUUCCACGGGCUCUCCCGGUGUGGCCUCGCCUGCUACGCUUCGUCAGGAGAAUCCAUCCUCUGCAAGCCAUUUCCCUGGUUUGUUCGGUGGCAGUGUACGCUCGCGGAAGGGUUCCAUUGCGACACUAGCCGAAUCUAUUGACCUAGAGGAAGCCGAAACUAAGUUUGUCGAAGAGCCCGUCGUGGACGUCGAUGGAACUUUGGUCGAUGCCAUUGAACGAGUUCUCAUUCAAAGCGGACAGUCAUCUUUGGCGCAUUCCAGAGCACCAUCCCCGCACAGGACUUCCAAAUUAGACGAACGUGAACGACCUGCCGAGGACGCUCCACCUGUUGUUGUUGAAGUUCCGCGCAAUGAAUGUCGCAAAACGGUUCUGGGUGCCUUAGAAGAGGUUGCUCGAACUGUUGCCGAAGACCACUGUCGGGAUGACAAUGAUACUGAUUUUGGUGUCGAUCCGGCAGACAAGAGUGCAAAGCGACGACCUUUUCGGCCGGACAAUACUUUGCGAGAGGGGAUCCGCAAGUGGCUUCUCGACAUUGAGGAAGCUUUGUAG